This is a messenger RNA of Phyllostomus discolor (pale spear-nosed bat), 1567 nucleotides long. RefSeq names its product interferon gamma receptor 2 (gene IFNGR2). Bases 93 to 1154 code for a protein of 353 amino acids. The transcript is spliced from 7 exons. Gene Ontology annotation, molecular function: protein binding. The record is from RefSeq and is a predicted model, not a curated record. Lineage: Eukaryota; Metazoa; Chordata; Mammalia; Chiroptera; Phyllostomidae.
GCCGCCUCCGCCGGACCUGAGCGGCUCGGCGGACCCCGGGCCGCGGCCGGGCGCGCCCUGAGCCUCCGCGGCCCCGCGCCGAGAGCCCGGCCAUGCGGCCGCCGCCGCCGCCGCUGUGGCUGCUGCUGCGGCUGCUGCUGCUGCAUCUGGGCGCCGCGGCUCCCACCCCAGACUCUCCCUCCCAGCUGCCUGCCCCUCAAAACCCGAAGAUCCACCUGUACAACGCGGAGCAGGUUCUGAGCUGGGAGCCGGUGUCCCUGAGCGGCGACGAGGGGCCGGUGGUGUACCGGGUGCAGUUCAGAUACGCCACCAGCAGUGACUGGUUCGACCUCACACCGCGGCAAUCCCGCAAGGUGAUCUGCUCCAGGAUCGCCGCGACCGAGUGCAACUUCGCCCCAGCCGACUUUCAGACGUCUCACAACAUCUCCCUGCGCGUCCGCGCCGAGCUGCCAGAGCGCGCUUCGGCCUGGGCGGCGGCGCCGUGGUUCCAGCGCUACCUGAACGUGACCGUCGGACCUCCAGAAAACAUCCGGGUGACCCCGGGGCCGGGCUCCCUGACCCUCAGCUUCUCCCCGCCCUUCGACGUGGAGUCCACCACCACCCACUUCUCGUACUGUGUCCGUUACUGGACACUGGAGAACCCGGGACACCCACAGGACAAUGGCUGCCUCAGGAACCCAUUAAUUGAGCUGAAAGAUCUGAAGCCUCUACGUGUGUACUGUUUACAAGUGAGGGCCACGCUGGUUUGGAAUUCGGGCAAGAUGUCCACAGAAGGGCUUUUUAGCAACGUGUCUUGUCACGAAACAGCAGCGGAUGCCUCCACCAAGCUCCAGGAAGUCGUCCUGAUCGCCAUGGGGACCUUCCUGUCCCUGACAGCGCUGGCGGGCGCCUGCGUCUUCCUGACCCUGAGGUACAGAGGCCUGAUCAAGCACUGGCUGCACUCUCCGCCGGGCGUCCCGGUCCAAAUAGGAGAGUAUCUGCGGGACCCGGAGGACCCCGUCCUGGAGGCCAUGGACCGCGAUGGCGCGCCCAAGGAGGACGCCUGGGACUCCGUGUCCGUCCUGUCGGCUCCCGAGGAGCAGAAGAUGCUCCCGAGCACGCGGCACCAAGGCCCCGGCGGUCCCCAGCCCGCGGGCGCAGACUUGGAGCUGUGACGCUGCUGCCGCCGUCCCGGCAGGACACUCGGAGCCCGGGACCCCGCGGCCCCGAGGCACGACGGCCCCCGGGACCGGCGCGUCCCAUGGGGGCAGCACGUUUGUUCUUUCUUGAAGAAUUUUCUAGUCCUGUGAUUUCCUCAGAUGAUUCUAGAAAAUGAAAAUUUCUUCUGAACACUAAGAAGACACGUAACUAUUUCCUAGCCAGACGGCUCUGGUACCCUGACGCUCUUUCUGAGUGUCAUCGGUCUUCCCCCUGGGCAGGUCACGAACCCGUCCCGGCCGUCCCGGCAAGGGACACUGGCGGUCCGUCACAGGUGACUUAAAAUGUGAUCAAUCCUGUGAACACUUUCCUAGUAAUUUAAGGUCCUCUCUUUUUUUUUUUUCCGAACCGAAUAAAGAACUGUGGAACU